This is a messenger RNA of Apus apus (common swift), 489 nucleotides long. Its product is annotated as sterile alpha motif domain-containing protein 1-like. The transcript is spliced from 2 exons. The record is from RefSeq and is a predicted model, not a curated record. The coding region runs from base 1 to 477 and encodes 158 amino acids. Lineage: Eukaryota; Metazoa; Chordata; Aves; Apodiformes; Apodidae.
AUGAGCUGCGCAGCCCUCUCUCCGCCCCGCGGCAGGGCAAGGAGGGCGAUGCCCAGCCUGCCCCCGCGGCAGGGCAAGGAGGGCGAUGCGCAGCCUGCCCCCGCGGCAGGGCAAGGAGGACGGUGCGCAGCCUGCCCCCCCGGCAGGGCAAGGAGGACGGUGCGCAGCCUGCCCCCCCGGCAGGGCAAGGAGGACGGUGCGCAGCCUGCCCCCGCGGCGGAGCGGCCUCAGGCAGCUCCCGUCCCGGCACCGCCGCCCCGCGGGCCCGCGCCCGAGCCCUACCGCGUACGGAGGGCGCAUGCGCGGAGCCCCGCCCUGCCCCGCCGAAGGGCGCCUGCGCACUGCCCGCCUGACGCCGCUGCCCGCGCGCUGCCCUUAGUGCCGGUGGCGGCUGAGGCCAAGGACGUGGUGAUGUCUGCAUUUGAUAGGCUGUGCCUUACAAACCCACAAGACUGGAGUCACCGGAAGAUUAUGUAAAAAUAAAGGUGC